UAACUCGGUCGGCUCUCUCUCUCUCUUAACAAAGCUUCAACUUGCACUUUGCUCCCAAAAGCGUUCACGCUCGAGCCCGACGAGCAACUUUCGCUCUGCACGAUCCAUUACUUUGUUGGGGCUCACAGCUGUUGGAACAUUCCGCUCUUUCUACUGUACUGCACUUAGUGUUGCUUGUUGUUAGUAAAAUUGUAAACGGCCCGAUCCAAUAAUGUCACACAUCAAGAAACUCAUACCAAAGACGGUCAAUCCCGACCUGCUGAAGGAGCGCACGGACGCCGAGUUCAAUGUGGAGGAGUUUGCUGCAUGGUGGCAGGGCGGCCAGGAGAAGCUGAACACCAAACGCGAAGUCGAAAGGGCAAUCUUUAGCGAUCUGGAGGACGGCUAUGGACUGAAUCAUGAGUACAUGUCACACGAGGAUGUCUACAAUUCGAGCGUAAAGAAAGUGGCAGAAGCCGCCGUCAAGCUGAAGGCGCUCCAGAACAAGAUCAACCCAGGCGGCAACGACAUUUGGCCAGGUUUGCUAUACAAUGUGGAGAGCCACGGACUCUUUCCCGCCAACCAUCCACUGGCCACGCACAUCACCAUGUUCGUGGAUGUGAUCAAUGGUCAGGGCACGCCGGAGCAGGUCGAGAAAUGGGGCAAGGCGGCCGAGAACUGCAACAUCAUUGGCACCUACGCCCAGACGGAGCUGGCUCACGGCACCAAUGUGCGAGGUAUAGCCACGCGGGCGGACUUUGACCCUAAGACGGACGAGUUUGUUCUACACACCCCCAAUUUGGAGGCCUACAAAUGGUGGCCCGGCGGCUUGGGACACACGGCGAACCACGCCAUGGUAGUGGCACAGCUGUACAUCGCCGAUGUCCACCACGGAGUCCAAAUGUUUAUUGUGCCUGUGCGCGAUGCAGAGACUCACAUGCCACUGCCCGGCGUCGACAUCGGAGAGGUGGGGAAGAAACUGGGAAUGGUGGCUGUCAACCAGGGAUUCUUGGGGCUGGACAAUGUCCGCAUUCCACGCACCAACAUGCUGAUGAAGUUCGCCAAAGUGGAGAGAGAUGGCACCUUCAAGGCCAGCCCCGCCUCGAGGGUCAACUAUCUGACCAUGGUCUACACCCGCUGCCUGAUUGUCAACCUGACCUCCACUCUGCUGCUGGAGGCGGCUACCAUUGCCACCCGAUACUCGGCCGUGCGCCGCCAGAGUCCCUUUGAGGCCAAUCAGCCGGAGCCUCAGAUCAUUGAUCAUGUCACGCAGCGCCUGAAGCUCUUUCCGGAAAUAGCCAACGGCAUGGCAUACCACCUGGCCGCAGAGCACAUGUGGGAGAUAUACGCCCAGACGGUGGAGGAGGCCAACAGCGGCAAGUUCGACCGACUGCCCGACAUGCACAUCCUGUCCUGUGCGCUCAAGGUCCUUGCAACAACAGACGGCUGUGCGGGCAUCGAACGGCUGCGUCUCUCUACCGGCGGACACGGCUACCUGACUGCUGCCAACAUGAGCAACAUCUACGGAAACGCUGUGGCAGCCUACACCUACGAGGGCGAGAACACAGUGCUGCUCCUGCAGAUUGGACGCGCUCUGGUCAAGGCCUGGGCUGCGUUUGUGGAGAAGAAACCCGUCUCGGCUUCCUACGGCUAUUUUGCGACAUCCAUGCAGCUGAAGCAGUCCCCAAAAUGGGACAACUCCAGGCAGUGCAUCAUCCAGGCCCUCCAGUAUACGGCCGCUCAGAAGACUCGCAUUGCCUUCGAGAACCUAGCAGAGCGCAUGGCCAGUGGCCAGUCGCAGGGUGUGGCAGCCAACAACACAGGCAUUGAACUGGCCCGAGCAGCAGAGCUGCAUGGCCGUCAGUUUGUUUGCCAAACAUUCCUCGAGCAAGUCACAGGUCCCAAGGCACAAAAGCGUUCGGCGGCUCUCAACAAGAUUUUGGAGAAUGUGCUGGAACUUUUCCUGGUCCAGACUGUGCUCAAUAACAUGAACGAUGUUCUGAGAUUUAUCAGCCUCACCGAUGCAGACCUCAAGUCACUGCAAAAACGCUUGGAGGUGGCUCUGGAGAAGUUCCGUCCCAAUGCAGUGGCCGUUUGCGACGGCUUCGGCUUCCACGAUCGCGUCCUCAACUCGGUGCUGGGCAGCUAUGAUGGCAAUGUCUAUCCCCGACUGUUCGAUUCGGCCAAGCGCAGCACCAUGAACCAAAAGCCAGUCCAGAAGUCCUUCGAGACCUAUCUGAAGCCUCUGAUGAAGGCUAACUUGUAAAUUGUCCCGCUCUAGGUCAUGCUCUAUCUUUGAUCUGUUUUGUUUAUCUAUCGAUAAUAUACGAUAAAUAAAUUUGAAUAACCGAAAA
This is a messenger RNA of Drosophila persimilis, 2333 nucleotides long. It is a transcript of the gene Acox57D-d, whose product is annotated as probable peroxisomal acyl-coenzyme A oxidase 1. Gene Ontology annotation, cellular component: peroxisome. Bases 212 to 2245 code for a protein of 677 amino acids. NCBI's taxonomy places the organism in Eukaryota, Metazoa, Arthropoda, Insecta, Diptera, Drosophilidae. The transcript is spliced from 8 exons. The record is from RefSeq and is a predicted model, not a curated record. Gene Ontology annotation, biological process: fatty acid beta-oxidation using acyl-CoA oxidase; lipid homeostasis. Gene Ontology annotation, molecular function: acyl-CoA oxidase activity; fatty acid binding; FAD binding.